This is a messenger RNA of Pocillopora damicornis (cauliflower coral), 5535 nucleotides long. RefSeq lists its product as uncharacterized. Gene Ontology annotation, biological process: regulation of gene expression. The record is from RefSeq and is a predicted model, not a curated record. Gene Ontology annotation, cellular component: nucleus. NCBI's taxonomy places the organism in Eukaryota, Metazoa, Cnidaria, Anthozoa, Scleractinia, Pocilloporidae.
CACAAACUGUGUGACUUGGUGAUUUUUUUUUUAACCCUUUCUUAGCCUGUAUGUAGGCUCUCAAAGGAGCUGCAACAAAAGUGGCUAAGGCAUUUUGGGCUGGCAUUUAAACUGACCAUGUGAAAUAUAUCAAUAAGAUUAAUUAAUAAUAAUGAAGGAUUUCAAAAGCGCCAUAUCCAUUAACACUUUUUAUAACAUAAGCUUACAAAAGAGCAUGCUCUGAUUGGCUAAAACACUCCAUCCAUGCCUGUGGGUUGCAAUCUGAAAUCACUUUGUUUUGCUUUUUUUCUAAAUGAAACAAAAGAUGUUUAAAAGUCUUGAUGUUACUUAAGUAAUGGUUAGAACGCAGCAUUCAACCAUCAAGUUAUCAAAAGCACUUGGAAGGUUUGCUUAGCACUCAAAAAACUAGAAUGGCACUUCGCUAUUACCUUGUGUGACUCUAACACUUCUUUAACAUCCUCCUGCAUACAUCCAUAAAUCGAUGGUUGCAUUCUGCACAUAAACAAUUUCUUAAGUAGACUGCAUUGAGCAGUGUUAAACUCUAGUGCUAAACGCCUUACAGUUUCUUGCCACCUCAAGUCUCAGGGGCUUGGCUGCAAGUGCCACAGUAACAAUAAGAGCCAGCACACAAGCUAACCUUCUCUGAAAUCACUAAAAAAAUUAACCUACAACUGAAGUACAACUAAAGCAAGCUAGGUCAGAGAAACUAAAAUAUGGACAUCAGAGAAUUACAAAAAUUUUUCACCUUUUAAGUGGUGGUACACUAGGAAACUAAGACCAUUUAAACUUAAUUUGUAUCUCAUCAAGAAAUUAUAAAUAAUGGUAAUAGGACCAAGUGGAGUCCAAUUCCAUCUAUAAUCAUACAAAUGAUUAACAAAAUUGGAUGAGCGCAAAGCAGGAGUCCAAUUUGUUAAUCGUGAGUAUGAUUACAUACAGAAUUAGAUGACAUGAAGUCCUGAUACCAUUUAAUCAAAACUAUGACAAAAUUUGAGAAAGAAAUUAGACAUUGGUUGUACAUUUUCAUAAAAAAAAAACCAACUCUUAACUCGGCAAAAUGCAAGACAACAGCGCACGCUCAUGAUGCAUUCUGUCCACUUACAUAGGUAUGAUGUGUUAAUUGUCCCUUUAACUGUUCCAUUACACUGUCCAAUUUCAAGCAUGAUGCAUACACUGUCCUAUAAGUGCUCAAAUCGAGCUGGUGAUAACCAAUCACGUUCAAGAAUUUUGUCAUAGUUUUGAUUAUGGUCAGAAUUUGUGUGAAAUGUUUGACUGAUCAUGCUUAACAAUUACACCAUCCUGAGAAAUCAGAUGUUAUGUGUAAUAAGAAAAGUUCUUUGUUGCUAUUUUCUACAUUGUGAAAUCCUAGGGAGAGUCCCAAACUUCAUAUACAACCAGAUUACCAUGCUUAAAUAACAAGGAAAUUAUAUUUAAUACGGUUUAUACAACUCCUGCAUUAAUGACUAGCAAUUCUUAUUUCCAUCCUGUGAAACAAUGAUAACUGUGACCUUUUGAAAUUAGUCUGUAUCAUAAGCAAACUUGUUUAUAGAUCUAUACCCACGAAUUAAAAAAAAAAGCAAACAUUUACCUCGCUUUUUCCAAUUUUUUCCUUUUGUAAUUUAAUUUGAGAAUUAAGUUAUCAACUUCAAAAACACGUCCUUUUCUGCCAGUCAAAGCUUUUGGUAGUCAUUAGCCUGGUCAAAAAUAAAGAUGUCGCUCUUUCUGUAACAUUAAUUAAGUGCAAUACAGUUGUUUCACACUGUUACAGAUUCAAAGGAAAGAAAAAUUGCUACUGGAUCUGGUUGACGAUUUGAACAAUCGAUUUAAGACUUUCGAUCCUUAUUCAAAAUUGCCCCAUCGAAAAAAAAAGCUAUUCAAUCAACCUUUAAUUAAAGAGGGUUCUUUGAUUGAUCUAACUCACCUCUACUAACAAAGUCGCUUAUCAAAGAUGGUAAAAAUUAGUAUACGAAUGAAACAAACUGGACCGCACGUGUAAACCUCUCAACAUGUUGGAUAAAAGACUGUCGUGUUAUCAUUCGGCUUCGAUUUCGUUUGUUCGUACAGUCUAGUGAUUGGUCAGUUAAAUUUCCGGCCUCUACUCGGGUAAUCACGAACUUAUACGAAAGUAGAAAUACAAUCCCAGAGUGCACUGUUCGCUACAAUAGGUGAAACUUCGAUCGAUUUGGCCAGAGAUGAGUGUUUAUGAUAAUGACGGUGUCUUGCAACAGAACCUCGAGAGUAAUUAUGCCAAAGAAAACCAAGAUCUACGUAUUCAACUUGCCUAAAGGUUGUCGAAGGGGGCAUGAGUCCGAGGGAGAGGAAAGCGAACCAGACCUAUUCCAAUGUGGGAAAUGCAAACGAAUGUUUACCAGUCUACAGAAAUACCUGAAACACAAAGCAGCCAAGGACUGUGUUCAGCUUCAAACUCACGGACAGACAAGUGCGGUCAGCCCUGUUACGAACGGAGAGGUUUUUGACAGUCCUGAUGAGAAUAGCUCCAUUCAUAGUCCCACACGAAGGAAACACGAUAGAAAAGGGAUCGCUCGUCGAGUGUCCAACUUUUCCUCUGAAGGAGAAUCUGUGAGUCCGGAUAUUCCAGUAGUCGUUCCAGAACAAGUUUACAGCGUCCCACCAUCAUCCUUCCCUGUUCAUAUAGAAGCCCCUCCCACCUCCAAUUUCCACGACUUCUCCAACCCUGUUGUUAGUAUCUCUGUUGCCGAAGCUCUACGCUCGCAUAGUCCUGUGGUAGUCCAACCUACGCCUAAUUUCAACUCUUGGAAUGGAACGGUGAGUGAACAGGCCGAAAAUGUGAACCCGCCGACCAUGGCGACCAGCGUCUAUGCGCAGAUGCCAUCCGCAGCAGUGGUGAACCCCGCACCAGUUCUUUCCCACCAACACCCCAAUCAGUCGUCUCCAGCACCCAGUAUCGGCUCGUCGCACGUCGACCAACAAUGGACUGGGUCGAGGCUGAGAGGACUAACGGCUAUUCAACCAGCUGCUUCCCCCCAGGCUCCAGUCCACAUGACGAGGAGCAAAAAUGGACUGGGACAGCCUCCACCACUUGUGGUGCAUCUUAAGGACAGAGGUCGACCCGUGCGUGCAAAGGAAACUGGCCUUACAGAAGAAGAACUUACAGAAGAGUUUGUGACUUCCUCUGGUCAGAAGGUUUACAGAUGUAAAAAGUGUGACAAAGAGUUUUCGUUCUCUAGCCGUUUAAAACGCCAUCUUCUCGUGCACACGGGUGCGCGGCCGUUCGAGUGUCACGUUUGUUCCCGCCGCUUCACGCAAGCCGUGGAUCUAAAACGUCACAUGCUACGUCACAGUGGUCAGAAACCGCACGUGUGUCACUUCUGUGGGAAGCAGUACACGAGAGGCGAUCGGCUUAAAGUGCACUUGUUGUCGCAUACUCAAGAAGAUAAUUCGGAGAAGCCCUACAGUUGCUCAAGGUGCAGUGCUACUUUCUACGAAGCAGAGGAACUGCGACUGCAUGUGUGUGAAUUUCAAGAAGGUACACAACUGGUUGGAGGUGAUAUUGAGCUCAAUGACGCUUACGUAGAAGAGCGGGGAGGUAAGGUAGCCCGCACAGGAAAGAAUUAUUCGUGCGAGGAGUGCAAUUCCAGCUUCACCAAGUACACUUCUCUCAAGUCGCACCUUCUUAAGCACACCGGUGAAAAGAAGUACAAGUGUGAGCACUGUAACAAAACUUUCUUCAGCUCUAGUAGUUUAAAAAUCCACGUCCGAGUUCACACUGGCGACCGACCGUUUAAGUGCAAGGAGUGCCCGAGGAAAUUUAGUGACCCGUCGAACUUCAACAAACAUAAACGAUGGCACGCCAAACAAAAGGGCCCGAGUACACCGUCGGCAACAUUGUCGAGCAUCUCCGAGAACAGCUCGCCUUCCGAUGAUAAGACACAGAAGGAGGCUGCUGAUGCCGAAGAAAACGGAUCGGGGCCGACCGAAAACGAAGUAACAGCCGAAGAAUCUGGUGCGAAAGAGGGUGACGCGAAAGAGGAUUUGCGAGAAGAUCUUUUCCCUGGGACGAGCCAAGAUAUGGAAACUGAGGAGACUGGAGGAUUUAAUUCGCCUGAGGCGUUGCUCAACAUGGGAUCUGAAUGCGAAACUAGUGUAAAACAAGAGCUAACGGACUAGUUAGGCUUUCAUGACCCUUAGGAAACUCUCUGAGCAAACGCCAUAGUUAAAACUCUUGGAUCAAUUUCAGUAUCUGAGCUACUCUGCACCUUCCCCUCCCCUAACCCUACAUUAACCCUCAGUUGUUUUCAGUUGACUAUUGCUGGGUUAGGGGAGGGGUAGGUGCGCAGUUGCCUAUGUACUGACAAUGAUUCAGAACAUUCUACUUUUUCUUAAAAAUGAAUCUCCUAUUUAUAUAAAUUGGCUUUGCAUUCUAAAAUGAUAAUGUAAGCUAGCUUAAAAAGUAUAUCUAAACAUCGCUUAAUGAAAGUGUAAUACUUCACAGAUACAAUGCGUUGCUCUCCAUUUAACGUUUAAGGAAAUAUAUCGGAUUAGGUUUUAGAAAGAAUAGAUUUAGAUUUGAAUUUAUAUACUAUAUAUUAUUAUUAUCGUUCUUAUUACAAAAAGAGCAAAAUGAUAACAGGAGUAGAGGACAUGGGAUUUUGGUUUAGAAUAUGAAGCCUCAAUUCGAUGCACAAGACCCAGUUCUCCAGGUUCGAAUCAAAGAAUAUUGAAGCCAUCUCGAAGUCUCUUUUAUAGAAUACACGUCAUUUACAUUCCUUCACGUGAGUAGCAUUUCGCGUCGUUUACCGUUAGAAGAGCUUACUUUAUUAGAUCAUCGUGGGGGUGAUGAAAAUAUCUAUAUCGACAUGAAGUUAUGGAGUGCAACCUUAGAUAUAACGCUAAUUGCUUGGAGCUGAAAAGCAGGGUAUAGCGUAAGGAAGUGCGUUCAACCCUUCCCUCCUCUUACUCCCUCUUCUCCCCCCCCCCCCUUUUUCGAGAAUAAGAAACGAUUUACUAUGACUAAACAAUCUAACCACCUAACUAGUGUCUGAAGCGGAGAACGAUCUUUCCGUUUCCUUUAUUUCUUUCUUGGUUUGUUCGUUUGUAUUUAUAGCUGAUGCGUGGCAUCUUGGUUGCACUUCAUAGCAAUAGGCCAUUUUACAGGUAUGUACUUAGUUGCCAAGCCUUUGAUUUUGAGUGAGGCUGAAGAUGACAUUGUUGUGAUAGAGACCAGUAUCUAGUUAGCGUAAUAUCAAAGCAAUUUACACUUGAAAAGCAGCAAGGUUUGUAUCAUAACAUGGUCACCCUUAGCCUCACUCCUGUUCAAAGGCUUGGCACACACAGCUGUAAAAUGGACUAUUACAGCAUCAUUGUAUAUAGCGCAUUCCUUACUUACAAUGCUUACGGACUUACAUGUAUUUAGCCUUUUUGUAACAUAUAUUUCAAGUUUAUGUACGUGGAUUGGUUAUGGUAUCUACUAGCUUGGAUGUCACUCUGAAGUAGUAGCCAAUAUGCGCAUGCUCAUAGGUUUUGUUAAAGAAUGAAUAAACGUCGGCGUCGCAAAGG